Messenger RNA from Magnolia sinica, 775 nucleotides. Its product is annotated as VQ motif-containing protein 10-like. NCBI's taxonomy places the organism in Eukaryota, Viridiplantae, Streptophyta, Magnoliopsida, Magnoliales, Magnoliaceae. The coding region runs from base 245 to 550 and encodes 101 amino acids. The transcript has a single exon. The record is from RefSeq and is a predicted model, not a curated record.
CGAGGGUAGACGAUUCGGUCCGUUUCUCGUUGUACGUCUGGACCCAAUCUCAGUCCUUGUAGACUGCUGCCAGCCAAGGUCAACACAACCUUCUGACGGUUGGAACCUUCUUCCUCCCUCUCUCCCUUUUAUAAAACCAUACCAUAACUAACUUAAAAAAAACCCAAACAAAACAAAUCCAGAAAGAAAAAAGAGGCGACAAUCCGACCGUCGAUCCAAUCCAUUGGAUUUCUAGACGUUCGCUAUGUCCACGGAAGGAAGUUGUCCAGUGAAAGUGAGAAUUAUCGUGACUGAGUUCGUCGAAACAGACGCGACGAGCUUCAAAUCCGUCGUUCAGCGCCUGACGGGAAGAGAUCGCAAUGUGAUUGCAACGGAGAAAAUGGCGGAGAUAUCCAACGGUGCUCCCAAGAAGAAAGUGUCUAAGGCAGCUUGUGUUGGAGAGGAUGGAUCGUGGGGCUCGCCGGAGAGUUCGGAGCAGCUGGAAGAGUGGGAGAGAAUCUUCAUGGAGAUUCCAAACUUAGAUGAAUUGAAGGCCUGGUGCGCUGAUUGAGAUAUUCAAGGAUACGUUCCCGCCAUUUUUAUAAUAGGGUGGGAUAUUUUUCACUAUCUUUGUUAGUAUUUUGGAAAUGCAAUUUCCUGUUUUUGAGAGGUUAUUAUUAGUUCAUAGAAGAUUAUUUUUAUUUUCUUCAAGUAGAUAAGUAGUUUUGAAGAGGGUUGGGUCCACCAUGCCGUGAUCGAUCUGGGCCAAUCACCAACCAAUCCCAGCCCAUUGAAA